AUGUCCUCAUUAACACGCACUCAACUAGGUCAGGUCCAGACAGCCUUUCCUUCACAAACACAACCAGUCCCCAUUCCCAUGUCAGCUAUCAGUGCUUCAUCAGGAGCUUCAAACUCACAAGAGGGCUCACCACUCAUGUCUCCCGACGCUGCUGUUCUAACUACAUACUCCUCCGUCCAGCCCUCGCCUGAGCCCAUGCGAGGUAGGGAGGAGGAGGCAUUCCCUUCAAGCUUUCAGUUGCCCGAAUCCGUGCUCUCCCGGAAGACGAGUACAAACUCUCUUGGAUACAAUGCCAUGUCUGAAGUCGCCAACAACAGCAAAGGAGGUCUCAUUCGCCGAUUCUCAAACCGAGCCCACCGAUUUACUGGUAGAAGACGACCGUCCUCUGGUGCCCCUACCAGCCGUGACGGAAGUGUUGGCCCCAGCAUUCUCAGACGCCGUAGUGACAGCAACGCCACAGCCCCCCAGGAGAACAGCGCCCUGACGGAUACUGAUGAGGAGCCUGAGGUCAUCCCCGACGAUUGCAUCUCUAUGGUUGGACUCGAUGGUGCUACCAACACCUCAUCCGCCAACAGCACUCAUGGAUCCAUCAGCGCAAGCGCUGGUGCUAUGGCUGGCCCAGUGCUUCCGGCCGAGCUUCGCAAUGGAUGCCCAGUGAGAAAGGUUUCGAAGAAGAGUCGACCCAAGAGAAUCAACCUUGUAUACGAGACCGAAUCCAACAAGCUUUCCUGGGAUGCCACUCGACCUCAAAAGUCUCUCCAUGUCGAUGAGAUUAGAGAAAUCCGAACAGGUUCAGAUAUCCAACAGUACAUCAUCGACUACGGCCUGGGCGAGGAGGCAGCCAAGUACAGCGACAAGUGGUUUACUAUCAUUUACACAGUUCCCGAGAACUCGAAAACAAGAUUUCUGCACAUUGUCACAGACAACACUAAGAGCUUGUCACUUUGGACAGAAUUCUUGGACGCCAUGUUGAGAUACCGUCAAGAACUCAUGACAUCGUUGAUGGCAUUCAACGACCGUGCUGUUGCCCAGUACUGGCAAACAGAGAUGGCCAAGGAGUUUGGUGACCAGGUUCGCAGCCCCGAGCAAGAGGAGAUGAACAUUGCCGGAGUGAAGCGUGUGUGCCAAAACCUUCACAUUUACAGUUCACAAGCGACCCUGGAAGUCAACUUCCACUUGUCUGAUUCGCGACGACGACAAAAACUAAACUUUAGGGAGUUCAAGGACUUUGUUCGGCGCAUGAAGCAAAGGACCGAUGUUCAACGAAUUAUCCGUGGCUUUGCCGCCAACCCCGAGUUCGGUCUUACCUCGACAGAGUUCCUCACCUUUCUCCGUGACAUCCAAGGCGAGGAUGUUGAUUCCAAUCGCGUUGCCUGGGAGAAGCUGUUCUCUCGGUUCUGCCGUAAGUACCGCAAUGAUGAGGUCGACCUUCAAGAAAACGCCGAGAUUAUGUCCGAAGCCGCCUUUGUUGGUUUCUUGACGUCAGAGCAUAACGAUGUGAUCCAACCCGAGCCUCAAAACAUUGUCCUGGACCGCCCGAUGAACGAGUAUUUCAUUUCAAGCUCCCACAACACCUACCUCCUCGGUCGCCAAGUUGCUGGUCAGUCUAGCGUUGAGGGCUACAUCUCAGCUCUUGUCCGGGGAUGCCGAUGUGUUGAGGUCGACUGCUGGGACGGCUACAACGGCCAGCCCGAAGUUAAUCAUGGCCGCACCAUGACGACUUCAAUCAGCUUCAAGGAGGUUAUGACCACCAUCAACAAGUACGCUUUCGUCAAGUCCAAGUACCCCCUUUGGAUUUCACUCGAGGUCCAUUGCAGUCCGGCCCAACAGGCGACAAUGACGGAGAUCAUCAAGGAAUGCUUCGGUGCACGAUUGGUCACGGAGACUUUGGAGGCGUUCCCCGAUAAGCUCCCUACCCCUUCCGAGCUGAUGGAACGUGUCCUCAUCAAGGUCAAGAAGCCUCAGAUUAAGGAAGAGCCUGUUUCCGUCGGCAAUGACUUCCGUGGUCGACGAAGGGGUAACAGCCUCAACUCACCUAUGAUGCGACCCUCGGCUCCCGAUGGCACUCCUUUGAUGCCCUCUCAGUCCCUUCCCCAGAGCCCUAUGUUGACACCCAGCCACUCCUCGCGAAGAUUGGUCAGCAAGACCCGUGUCAACACUAUCACCGAGGGCCGUGUUCAGGAUAUGAUGAGCAGCAGCACUAGCGACAACGAGAGCGCAGGUGAACAGCCAGCCAAGAAGGCCCCCAACAAGACUGUCAAGGUCCUUGGUGAACUGGGUGUCUACUGCGCUGGUGUCAAGUUCUCUGGCUUUGACACAGUGGACGCGAAGCAGUACAACCACAUCUUCUCCUUCAUGGAGUCUAGCUUUGCCAAGCACUCCCGUGCUAAGGACCAAAAGAUGGCACUUGAUAUCCACAACAUGCGUUACAUGAUGCGCGUCUACCCCGACCGAACCCGCAUCACCUCCAACAACUUCGACCCCCUUAUCUACUGGCGACGCGGUGUCCAGAUGGCCGCUCUCAACUGGCAGACAUUCGACCUCGGAAUGCAGCUCAACCGUGCCAUGUUCGAUGGCAAGGAUGCUUCUGGCUACGUCUUGAAGCCCGCUGAGCUCCGAGACAUUCAAGUUCUCCCCUACAACUCCGACAUUGCCGAGGGCAAGAAGGAGCGCAGCGUUGUCUCGUUCAGCAUUGAUGUCAUCUCUGCCCAACAGCUUAUGCGACCUGCCAACCUUCCCGCCAACAAGUCCAUGGACCCCUACGUGGAGAUCGAGAUCUUCCACGCCAACGACAAGCGCGAUAAGAAGGAGGCUGAUUCUAACUUGGUCAUGGAGCACGACUCGCCCCUCAAAGUCCAGACUGAGGUGAUCCGCGAGAACGGCUUCAACCCCAUGUUCGACAAGCAGUUCAAGUUCAAAGUUACCACCAAGCACCCUGACCUGAUCUUCGUUCGCUGGUCGGUCAAGCUCUCCAACGAUGGCGAGAGCUACAAUGAGCGCCCUGCCGUCGCUACAUACACCGCCAAACUCACAAACCUCAAGCAGGGCUACCGCACCCUGCCUCUCCUCAACCAUGCUGGGGACCAGUACCUUUUCUCUAAGCUCUUCUGCAAGAUUAAGGUCGACUCGGUCCAGAAGAUGUUGAUCGAUGCUCCUCGCCGCACCCAAGACGGAAACAAGCUCAACCGUCUUGGUGGCAAGGUCUUCAGCCGAAUCAACACCAGCCCUAAAAGUACCAUUGAAAAGUCUAGCUCCGAGAAGACGAGCUUUGACAGCUAUUGA
Molecule: messenger RNA, 3282 nt
Organism: Fusarium tjaetaba
Lineage: Eukaryota; Fungi; Ascomycota; Sordariomycetes; Hypocreales; Nectriaceae
Product: phosphatidylinositol phospholipase C gamma-1
Exons: 1
Coding region: 1-3282 (1093 amino acids)
Biological process (GO): phosphatidylinositol-mediated signaling; lipid metabolic process
Molecular function (GO): phosphatidylinositol-4,5-bisphosphate phospholipase C activity
Source: RefSeq, a predicted model, not a curated record